AUGCGAGCGAUGGCAGACCAGGCUGCGGUGGCAGCAGAGGCAUCUCCAGCCAUGGCACCAUCGCCAGGCUCACCUCAGCGGGGGGACACUGAUGGCCUAACGUCCCCUCCCACCGGCACCACGGAGGACAGCGGCGGCAGGGAUGGCUGCGGACUAAUUUUCACCACGGAUGGGGACACAGAGCGUCCCUCCUCACCCCCAGCCGGGGGGAUGCUCCUGACUGACUUCCCACGGGCCCACCCGCCCCGGCUGAGCCCGGCCAAGUCCCGCACGGCGCCGUCCUCCCCCAGCGUGUCCCCCUCCGAGAGCCGAGCAGCCCUGCUCCGGCUGCGGGACGCCAGGCUGGAGAACACCCGGAGAAGGCUGUCGGAGGCUAUGCAGGAGCCCCUCAGCCGCCUCAGCCGCCUCAUGGCCGAGGAGAGCAGCCCAGCGCCCUGGGCAAGGGCGGGUGCCGGGGGGCAGGAGCUGGGGGGCAGCCCCGGGCAGGUGGGGAGCCGUGGGGCUGGGGGACACCAGGCACGGGACUGGAGCCCCUGGGAGCCCACCCAGAACUGCCGCUACGAGAUCUGCUCCUACGGGGACGUGAUCCAGGUGGUGGAGGUGGCACAGCAGAAUGCUGAACCUCCACUGCCACCCCCUGAGGAGCCGUCACCGGCACGGCCAGGGGGCACAGUGCCAGGCAGAGCCCUCACCUCCAUCGCCCUCCUCGCCUAUGGCUACUUCAUCCUGCCGCUGCCGCCCUAUGCUGCUGGCCUCUGCCUGGGGCUCAUCUGUGGGCUGGUGCUAGGCUUCCUCACCAUCCUCCUCCUCCUGCCAAAGGCUCCACCAGUGCCACGAGGACCAUGGGGCCACCUCCGGCCCAAGCUGCUCCUGGGGGAACCACUGGAAACUCACCACCUUCAGGGCUGGAUGAACCAGCUGCACACUUACGACCCUGAGCUCUUCCACCCCUCGCUCACACACUCGGUGCUGGCCACGCUGGAUGGGGCCACCCUCAAGCUCUCCUACCCUAAGAGCAACGUCCCACGCCGAGCCACCUGCGAGGAGGAGCCUCUCGAGGCCACCUUCGUCAGCCACCGCUGCUACGACCUGACCGAUGCCAAGGUCUUCCUCUGCCCACCCAGCCUGGCCCGAAAGCGGACGUGGAACAAGAAGUACCCAAUCUGUGUGCUGCUCCCUGCCCGGAGCUGCAGGAGCAGCGAGGAGCAGGACACGGAGCUGCAGAGGGAGGAAGGGAUGAAGGCUCCAACGGCAGGGCAGGAGGUGCCAGGGGGCUGCAGGGAGAGGUGUCUGUACCUCUUUGGGAGGACAGGCAGGGAGAAGGAGGAGUGGUACCAGCACCUCGUGCGAGCCUCCCGCGGGGCACCUAGCAGCAGCCACGGUGAAGCCAGGACAGGCAUGGGACCAGCUCUGCAGAGCAGUGGCAGCAGCAGUGGAGGGAGCACUGAGGACAUCCCUUCUGCUGUGCCACCCAAGGACCUGGCAGGAAGCACCCAGCAGGAGGUCUUCCUGGAUUACAGCACCUACAUGGCCCGGUUCAUGCCAGCGUGGGCAGGGAGCAGCCCAGACCAGAGCCCCUCUCACAGAGCUCUGGGCAGCCCCAUGCCCACUAAGGGGCUCAUGGGUCCUGUGGCUCCUGUGCCCCCUGUGCCCCCACAGCUCAGCGAGGACAGGCUGGGGCACAGCCAGGCCUCCAUGGCCUGGAUGAAUGCCCUGGCAGGACGCAUCUGCUGGGACUUCCUCCGGGAGCCCUACUGGGCCCAGCAAGUGGCCAGCAAGAUCCAGAAGAAGCUGAGCAAGAUCAAGCUGCCCUACUUCAUGAACGAGCUGGCACUGACAGAGCUGGACAUGGGCACAGCCAUCCCCUCUGUCCUCAGUGCCUCCAGCCCCACCAUCAAUGACCGAGGGCUCUGGGUGGACAUGGAGGUCACCUACAGCGGCUCACUGCAGAUGACACUGGAGACCAAAAUGAACCUCUGCAAGCUGGGGAAGGAAAGUGCUGCAGAGGAGAGCAGCCCAGCAGAGGCAGGAGGAGAGGGGGCCAGGCCCCGGCUGAUCCUGCUGGCAGACAGCGAUGCUGAGUCCUCCAGCGCCGGCUCCUCUGACGAGGAAGAAGUCUCUGCUGCAGAGCCCAUGGGAGCCCUGGGGGAGAAGGUCUCACCCCCCGGCACCGAGGGCCACACCAGCGGCAACAGCACGAGCAGGAAGAUCCUGCGCUUCGUGGAUAAGAUUGCCAAGUCCAAGUACUUCCAGAGGGCCACUGAGAACGAGUUCAUCAAGAAGAAGAUCGAGGAGGUCUCCAACACACCCCUGCUGCUGACAGUGGAGGUGCAGGAGCUGGCAGGCACCUUGUCUGUCAACAUCCCCCCGCCGCCGACGGACCGUGUCUGGUACAGCUUCCGAGUGCCCCCUCAGCUGGAGCUGAAGGUGCGGCCGAAGCUGGGCGAGCGGGAGGUGACCUUCCUGCACGUCACCGAGUGGAUUGAGCGCAGGCUGCAGCACGAGUUCCAGAAAAUUUUGGUGAUGCCCAACAUGGAUGACCUCAUCAUUCCCAUCAUGAGCUCUGGCCUGGAUCCUCAGCCACCCCCAGGGGCACUGCCCAGGAACCUACCAGCCAAAGGAGAGAAGAGGCUCUAA
This is a messenger RNA of Indicator indicator, 2637 nucleotides long. Its product is annotated as testis-expressed protein 2-like. Gene Ontology annotation, molecular function: lipid binding. Lineage: Eukaryota; Metazoa; Chordata; Aves; Piciformes; Indicatoridae. Gene Ontology annotation, cellular component: endoplasmic reticulum. The record is from RefSeq and is a predicted model, not a curated record. Bases 1 to 2637 code for a protein of 878 amino acids. The transcript has 11 exons.